GGCGUCCAUUAUUGUUUGUUAUUUUUUGACUGAGAAAGAAAGCUUAUCGUUCGCAUAUUUUUUCAAAAUUUCGUCAUGCAAAUCUUCGUGAAGACCCUGACUGGCAAGACUAUCACUUUGGAAGUUGAACCAAGUGAUACAAUCGAGAAUGUCAAGACGAAAAUUCAAGAUAAAGAAGGCAUUCCUCCCGACCAACAGCGUUUGAUUUUCGCUGGCAAACAACUUGAAGACGGCAGAACCCUUUCCGACUACAAUAUCCAGAAAGAGUCAACCCUUCACCUUGUCCUUCGUCUUCGUGGCGGUAUGCAGAUUUUCGUGAAAACCCUGACUGGAAAAACCAUCACCCUUGAAGUGGAACCAAGCGACACAAUUGAGAAUGUGAAAACGAAAAUUCAAGACAAAGAAGGAAUCCCUCCUGACCAACAACGUCUGAUAUUCGCAGGAAAACAACUUGAAGAUGGCCGAACCCUUUCCGACUACAAUAUUCAGAAAGAAUCCACCCUUCACCUUGUCCUUCGUCUUCGUGGCGGUAUGCAGAUUUUCGUCAAAACCCUGACUGGAAAAACCAUCACCCUUGAAGUCGAACCCAGCGACACGAUUGAGAAUGUGAAGACAAAAAUUCAAGACAAAGAAGGAAUCCCUCCUGACCAACAACGACUGAUAUUCGCUGGAAAACAACUUGAAGAUGGCCGAACCCUUUCCGACUACAAUAUUCAGAAAGAAUCCACCCUUCAUCUUGUCCUUCGUCUUCGUGGCGGUAUGCAGAUUUUCGUCAAAACCCUGACUGGAAAAACCAUCACCCUUGAAGUCGAACCCAGCGACACGAUUGAAAAUGUGAAAACAAAGAUUCAAGAUAAAGAAGGAAUCCCUCCAGACCAACAACGUCUUAUUUUCGCUGGCAAACAACUUGAAGAUGGCCGAACCCUUUCUGACUACAAUAUUCAGAAAGAAUCAACCCUUCACCUUGUCCUUCGUCUUCGUGGUGGUAUGCAGAUCUUUGUGAAAACCCUGACUGGCAAGACCAUCACCCUUGAAGUGGAACCCAGUGAUACCAUUGAAAAUGUGAAGACGAAGAUUCAAGAUAAAGAAGGAAUCCCUCCAGACCAACAACGUCUGAUUUUCGCUGGCAAGCAACUUGAAGAUGGCCGAACCCUUUCCGACUACAAUAUCCAAAAAGAAUCAACUCUUCAUCUUGUUCUUCGUCUCCGUGGUGGUAUGCAGAUCUUUGUGAAAACCCUGACUGGCAAGACCAUCACCCUUGAAGUGGAACCCAGCGACACCAUUGAAAAUGUGAAAACGAAGAUUCAAGAUAAAGAAGGAAUCCCUCCAGACCAACAACGUCUUAUCUUUGCUGGCAAGCAACUUGAAGAUGGUCGCACACUGUCUGAUUACAACAUCCAAAAAGAGUCCACCCUUCAUCUUGUUCUUCGUCUCCGUGGUGGCAAUUAAGUUCCUGGUUUCCCAUUAAAAUUAAGUUCCUGGGCUCCCAUUGAACAGUGUUAUAACUUGCAAUAAGAAACUUUAAGACUGUAGUGAACUAAGUAUAAGGUAGUAUUAUGAACAUAUGUAUGAAAAACUUGUAAUGUUAAAAUAAAAAAUGAUACUAGUGGUUUCAGACCACUUUUUUGCACUUAAA
Messenger RNA from Dendronephthya gigantea, 1636 nucleotides. RefSeq names its product polyubiquitin. The record is from RefSeq and is a predicted model, not a curated record. The transcript has a single exon. NCBI's taxonomy places the organism in Eukaryota, Metazoa, Cnidaria, Anthozoa, Malacalcyonacea, Nephtheidae. Gene Ontology annotation, biological process: protein ubiquitination; modification-dependent protein catabolic process. The coding region runs from base 76 to 1449 and encodes 457 amino acids. Gene Ontology annotation, molecular function: ubiquitin protein ligase binding; protein tag activity. Gene Ontology annotation, cellular component: cytoplasm; nucleus.